CGUUAGCAACAACAACAAGAAAAAUGGAGGGAGUGCGAAGUGUAACGGAGAAUGGGAUGAGAGAAGGCGAAGAUAUCGAAGCCCACGGCAAUUAGAAAGAAAGACGUUUAAAUCGUUAUUAACACUCAUAACCAUUUCAUCGCUCGCUGCAUUUUUCUGCAAAAUCUCAAUUCCUUCGCUCCAUUCUCUCUCACAUUCGGCACCAUGUCCCAUAUUCAGCCCUCACUUCAGAAUUCUGGUUUUACCAUCCACAAUGCUGGAAGGAGCUCUGAAAGUAGGCUUUUGAUUCAGAGCUUAACCAUGGGUGAGAAGCACAUGGAUUCUCGAUCCGCCAAGUGGAAGCGAACACAAGUAUCAUGUCAGAAAACAGCUGAACCCGUCAGCCUCUCCAAGUCUGAUGCUUCUUUGCAAAGCUUUCCUAUGGAGAAAAAUCCUUCACAAGCUGCAAGUUUUCCUUAUGGAUUUGAGGCUUUGGUCACAGAGGUAUGUGAUGAGACUCAGAUUGCUGAAUUGAAAGUAAAGGUUGGAGAGUUUGAGAUGCAUAUGAAACGCAACAUUGGAGUAGUCAAAGCUCCUUUAUCCAACAUUUCACCAACUACAGCACCACAUGUUCCGAGUAAACCUAUGGUGGAAUCAGCACCUGCUACACCAGCACCAUCACCACAACCACCAAAAUCAUCUCCAGCGAAGACCAAUCCAUUUCUGAAUGAUGCCACCGUGAAGUCAUCAAAGUUAGCAGCACUGGAUGCUUCUGGUCCCAAUACUUAUGUCCUUGUGUCAUCCCCGACGGUAUCUUUAACUGUUGGUUCAUUCCGAAGAGGUAGGACAGUGAAAGGGAAGAAGCAGCCUCCUAUCUGCAAAGAGGGUGAUUACAUCAAAGAAGGCCAAGUAAUAGGGUAUCUGGAUCAGUUUGGCACUUCACUUCCUGUUAAGUCAGACGUGUCUGGAGAGGUGUUCAAGCUACUCUUUCAGGAUGGAGAGGCUGUUGGUUAUGGAGAUCCUCUUAUGGCUGUCUUGCCUUCAUUCCAGAAUAUCAAGUGAUGAGUCAUGUGGCAUCAUUUCUUGAGCAGCUGAUAUGACGAAUUCAUUUGUAGUCUGGUUAUUCUUUCUUUUCGGCCGCAAAUAAGUCAAGAAAUAAUGAAUGGUACCGCUAUAUUGGCAAGGAGUCCUUUAUAAGAAUUUGCAUGAGUUGCAGAAAAAAUAGAUAUUACAAGGCAACUUCUAGUUCUAUAGUGCUUAGCUUGCUUAGAGAUAUUUGAACCAGCAUUGCAACAAUGUGCAAACAUUUUCUUUUUGCUGAAUGAUAUCAGAGCACAUAAAAUAACCUACUGAUCACAUC
Messenger RNA from Arachis duranensis, 1339 nucleotides. RefSeq lists its product as uncharacterized. Lineage: Eukaryota; Viridiplantae; Streptophyta; Magnoliopsida; Fabales; Fabaceae. The record is from RefSeq and is a predicted model, not a curated record. The transcript is spliced from 9 exons. Bases 205 to 1041 code for a protein of 278 amino acids.